CUCAGCAUGACUGCCAACAACUUCGACUUCAAAAUCACCAUUAUGGCGGGGGGAGGCGGCAGAAUCGGGAAAGCCAUGUCUGAAUGGGUUAUCAAUGUGGGGAAGAAGGUCUUUAUCAUCGGCAGCACGAAUCCACACUGACGCCUACUGUGAUGGAAAUCGAAGCGGCAGCUUACUACCCAUUAAUAUUAGUUAUUAGUGACAUCUCGUCGAUCCUGGCUUUGUAAGAAAGACCAUAGCUGGGUAUCCGGACUGGGUAUCCGGAGUCGGCUGUUUUGUCAACGAUGCUGGUUUCCAGAGACCACCCGAGGUCCUCAAUGACGAUGAGACUGAGUUGCUGAAGAAGGCGGAUCAGGAGAUCGAUAUCAACAUCAGGGCCCGCUUCAUCUGGCUGUCGAGCUACUGAAUUACUUUAAACCGAAGCCGAGCGCUGUGGUAGUUAAUGUAAACUCAGUGUUGGGCUUCAAUUCGAUGAGUAAUCAACCCAGUGUACAAUGGGACAAAGGCCUAGUUGCAUUCUGGAGCAUGACGCUCCGGACGCAGCUGAAAGACACGAAUAUUAGGGUGAUAGAGAUCGAGCCUCCGACUCUAGCUACAAAUCUCUACCGAGAAAGGAAAGAUCCGAAUGAUAACAAGAAGAUCAAGAAUCCAAGAGCGAUGUCAGUCGAGGGGAUCAUUGAAGAGAUGACGAAGAAGAGGGGGUGAGAAUAUUGGGGUGAGAAUAUUGGGGUGAGGUCGGGUGCUCGGUUCAUCCCAUAGCAGAAGCAGGCGUUUGGAAGGAUUAUGCAGAGAUGGCGCACCGAUUUUGAAUGGCAAUCGUGCGAUGUG
This is a messenger RNA of Lindgomyces ingoldianus, 828 nucleotides long. RefSeq lists its product as uncharacterized. The record is from RefSeq and is a predicted model, not a curated record. Bases 472 to 705 code for a protein of 77 amino acids. The transcript is spliced from 2 exons. Lineage: Eukaryota; Fungi; Ascomycota; Dothideomycetes; Pleosporales; Lindgomycetaceae.